CAGUGGGCAUGUUAGAAUGAAAUGGAUGUUGCAAGAAAGAUUGCAGACAAGUUUUGUCAAUCAGUGGAGAAGAAGUCUGGUCGCACCUUACUUCACUUUGCUGCUCAACUUGGUCAUCAUGAGGCAGUCAACUAUCUGUCGGAGAAGAAGGCUGAUGCAGAUGCUAAAGGAUGGUAAGAGACCAUACCAACUGACUGAUGGUGAACUGAGAAGUCAACUGAGGAAAGCACUAGAUAAACAGAAGUAUGCUGUUAUGUUUGCUGAGGGUAAAGUGAGACCAGAAAUCAUCAAGUUGUGUUUCAUCGCUUCAGAAGGAACAGGAAAGGCGGCACUCGUGGAGGCUCUCAAACAAGGAUGGUUAGAGUGGAUUGUUACAAAUGAGAAUCAAGCAGACAACCCGGAUUGUGAAGAAGAACGGGUGAUUGGUAUCAACGUGAUGACAGCCUAUAUUCCAGGAGUGGGUCUCGUCUCACUGGACCAUGCAGGUCAAAGCAGUUCCACAAAACACGCGGCCUCUUCAUCUCUUCAUCCAACUCGUUCUUCAUCUUGCUAGUGAGUAUAGUGAGAGGAAAGGAGAGACAACGGUGCAGCGAUGAGGAGUUGCGAGAUGAGCUUCAGUACUGGCUCUCAUUUCUCAGAUCCAGUUUGAAUGGAGAGUUUAUACCCACAGUGUUGAUAAUGGCCAGUCGAGGAGAUUAUUAUAGCGUGUGGUCGACUAUAUCCGUGAGCUGUUCAAAGGCAAGAUCAACAUCAUUCAAGAUUGUUCAGUUCUUGACUGCAGGAAGAGCAAAUCUCCUGAAAUGAAACAACUGAAGAAAUUGUUAUGUGGCAUUAAGCAGCAACUUCAGGAGUCUGCUCCUCUGUAUCCUCGUCUUUGUUAGCCAGUCGUGUCCAAGUUGCUUCCUGCUUUUCAUAACAGGAUCCAUUUGUGGCGACGGUAACACUCAUGGAGAGGAUUGAGCAGGAUCCAGAUCCAAUUGAUGGUGCAGUGAACAAGAAGCUUGGAAUUCAUUGGUAGUCACGUGACUGUAGAACCUAAGCUUGAUAUAUUCAUAGCCAGAAAUUAUUGACAAAUGACUGUUUCAAACGUCACACAUUCUGUUCUUAGUACUGUAGCAGCAUAUUUAGGCAUGCAGCAGUGAUGGUGGGUCUAGCUAAUGCACAUGUUAUGAUGUACAUCACGUAUAUAACUUCAGUAUUGCUGCUUCAGUAUGAACCAUUUGUAUUGCUGACAGCUAGAACACAUUUAGAAAUCUGAACACAACAUAUUCUAA
This is a messenger RNA of Corticium candelabrum, 1274 nucleotides long. RefSeq lists its product as uncharacterized. The transcript has 5 exons. Bases 17 to 553 code for a protein of 178 amino acids. The record is from RefSeq and is a predicted model, not a curated record. Lineage: Eukaryota; Metazoa; Porifera; Homoscleromorpha; Homosclerophorida; Plakinidae.